Cadophora gregata is the source of this 582-nucleotide messenger RNA. RefSeq lists its product as uncharacterized. Bases 1 to 582 code for a protein of 193 amino acids. NCBI's taxonomy places the organism in Eukaryota, Fungi, Ascomycota, Leotiomycetes, Helotiales, Ploettnerulaceae. The record is from RefSeq and is a predicted model, not a curated record. The transcript has 2 exons.
AUGUCCAUAAGUUCAGGCAGUCAGAUGGUAUCUGGAGCAGAGUCACCGAUGUCUCAAGUCUCUGUGCGACAAAGCGCAGCCAAUCCUAAAUGCGCAAAUAAUAAAGCUUCUCGAAGCCCCCGACACUCUGCAAUCCCCCAAGAAGACUUCACACAAGAUUCGGAAGGCGAGUGGAGCGGACGAAUGCGAGAGGAUAAAAACAGAGGUGACCCAAGACAUUGGGUCCCUCACGUCUUCUACGAGACCAGAGACGGAAACCUCCAAAUCACCACGCCGUCGGGGCCAAUCCCCUCUCCUGUUUCCUCUCUUGUCGCCCUUCCUCAAUUCUUCAAAGAGCGACAGAAAUAUAUUAGGACAGUACUACAAAAGUCACCUGCUGCUCACCAGGAGACUUACUCACUGUUAAUGAAGUUGGCCGAUGUCGAUGGACCCUUAUCUUCAGUAAUAUCAAUCACGGAACAAGAGGCUUCCGACAUAAAGGAGAGAGAAGAGGCUAUGAUUGUGGAGCAACUUGUUGCCAAUGCUGGUAACAAUGACGAAGACAGCGAUGAUGAUUCCGAAGAAGCAGACGCCCACCUUUAA